Molecule: messenger RNA, 3031 nt
Organism: Syngnathus typhle (broad-nosed pipefish)
Lineage: Eukaryota; Metazoa; Chordata; Actinopteri; Syngnathiformes; Syngnathidae
Gene: rngtt
Product: RNA guanylyltransferase and 5'-phosphatase
Exons: 16
Coding region: 353-2158 (601 amino acids)
Biological process (GO): protein dephosphorylation; 7-methylguanosine mRNA capping
Molecular function (GO): mRNA guanylyltransferase activity; ATP binding; protein tyrosine/serine/threonine phosphatase activity
Source: RefSeq, a predicted model, not a curated record
UUGGGAAAUUUUAACUUCCGGGUGACACGGGAACGCAACACAGGCACUCCGAUGGAAGGUGAAUGAGAAGCUAAGCUUGUUUACAUAGCUGACCGAGCUACAAUGCUUAUAAGAAUCACGUUAUGUUUGCCAAAUAUUAAGACGAAAAUAGCUUGUGAGGGAAAAGCACCGUAAUACCUAAUGCUCGGUGACGGUCAAUUAAGGCAAUAUUCCUAAAUGAGCUCAAGAGGCCUUUGAAUCCGCGUUGUUUGGGUGAGUCCGAGGAUUAAGGUGAUAACACCUUGCAGAUCCCGGAUCAUUGUACAGCCUGUAAGGCGAGGUUGUCCAUUAUUCUGACGGCUGGGAGCUAACCAUGUCACAAUUGGGACCCCCUCCCCGAUGGCGGAAUUGUCCCAGAAGAGGACAACCAGUGGCAGGUAAAUUCUUGCCUAUGAAAACUAUGCUGGGUCCCCGAUAUGAUGACCAAGUUGCAGAGGAGAACCGAUUUUACCCGAGCAUGCUGUCUAACUACUUGAAGAGUCUAAAUGUAAAAAUGGGUUUGCUCGUGGAUUUGACGAACACGACCCGCUUCUACGACCGCAACGACAUUGAAAAGGAAGGGGCCAAAUACUUUAAACUACAGUGUAAAGGUCACGGAGAAUGUCCUUCUGCAGAGACGACUGCUACCUUCGUCCGACUCUGUGAACAUUUCAUAGAGAAGAAUUCCACGGACCUAAUAGGUGUCCACUGCACUCAUGGGUUCAAUCGGACGGGCUUUUUGAUAUGUGCUUAUCUGGUGGAGAAGAUGGAUUGGAGUGUGGAAGCAGCCGUCGCAGCUUUCGCCCAGGCCCGGGCCCCCGGGAUCUACAAGGGUGACUACCUCAAAGAGCUUUACCGUCGUUACGGCGACGAGGAGGACGCGCCCGCCGCCCCGACGCUGCCCGAGUGGUGCUUUGAGGACGACGCCGGGGAAGUGGAUGACGACGGCAGCGCGCCGAAGCAGGAGUCCGGGCCCAGCUCGUCCGGGUCGACGCUCGGAAAGAGAAAGAAGGAGAAGCUCAAACUGGGCGCUGUAUUCCUCGAAGGCGUCACGGUGAAAGGUGUCACACAGGUCACCACGCAGCCCAAACUAGGCGAGAUCCAAAGAAUGUGUCAAGAGAUGGCCGAGUGGAACAAAUCUGGUUUUCCUGGUGCUCAGCCUGUGUCAAUGGAUCGGGAAAACCUUAGUUUCCUCGAGCAGCGUCCCUACAAAGUCAGCUGGAAAGCUGACGGAACCCGGUACAUGAUGGUGAUCAACGGGCGAGAUGAAGUUUUCAUGAUUGACAGAGACAAUACGGUCUUCCACAUAGCCAAUUUAGAGUUUCCUUUCCGGAAAGAUCUACGUGUCCAUCUUGCAAAUACUCUUUUGGAUGGGGAGAUGAUCAUCGACAAGGUGAAUGGUCAGCCCGUCCCUCGCUAUCUGAUAUAUGACAUCAUCAAAUUCAACGGACAAAGCGUGGGUCAGUGUGAUUUCAAUAGACGCUUGCUAUGCAUGGAAAAAGAGAUCAUUUCUCCACGGAUGGAAAAGAUGAAGACCGGACAGAUUGACAAAACGAAGGAGCCCUUCAGUGUUCGAAAUAAGCCGUUCUUCGACAUUCAGGCAUCACGCAAGCUCUUGGAAGGCAGUUUUACAUCGCAGGUCAGCCACGAAGUUGAUGGCCUCAUCUUCCAACCAUGCGGGAGGUACAAGCCCGGCAGGUGUGAUGACAUCUUGAAAUGGAAGCCCCCAAACCUCAACUCGGUGGACUUUCGCCUCAAGAUCACAAAAGUCGGAGGAGAAGGGCUGCUGCCUCAGACCGUCGGCUUGCUUUACGUCGGCAACUACGAUCGGCCCUUUGCAAAGAUGAAGGCCACGAAAGAGCUCAAACUGUACGACAACAAGAUCAUCGAGUGCAACUUUGCCAACAACAGCUGGGUGUUCAUGAGGCAGAGGAUAGACAAGAGCUUCCCCAACUCCUACGACACAGCCAUGGCGGUAUGCAAAAGCAUCCAGGAACCCGUCACCAAGAAAAUCUUGUUGGAAUACGUGGACCGUUGCCCUCAAGCAGUCCAAGCCCAAACCCGUAAACACCAAACAGACCCGGAUUCUGAGCUAAUGCCCCCUCCCCCUCCGAAAAGACCCAACCGGUCCAUCCAAUAGACUCUACUGUAGUGAACCAGGUCUGGCCGCUCUGGACUUUUCUUCAACCGUUGAUCAUCCUUAUCACCAGCCACCACCUGCCUAAUGGAAAAUCCUAUUUUAAGGCGUCCAUAUCCACCCACCAACCUGUCUGUGUGGUUACAUUUAAUUGACCUUGUUUUAUUGUUUGUAGUUUUAUUUGCUGGCGUCUUGUUCAAAUAAACCAAGAAAAAAAAAAAAAACAUGUUGAUUUUAAUUCUGAGCCAUUUGCGAAGAUGGUUGAUUGCCUUUUUUGUAUUCGAUUUGCUUUGAAAUUUUACCCACGUUAUUAAAAAAAAAAAAAGAUGUCACUUUGUUUCUGCCUCUGCAAGGUUUUGAUUUUUCCAACGAAAAGGAGAGCACAAAACAGAUCUGGCUUGGAUGUGAAGACUCCAAGUUGUCCAAAUGAAGGCCAUCUGUAGAUUUAAAGGCUACACAGAUGGGCGGGGAUGUAACACAGUGAUGACACACACUUCACAGACAGGACAAGUGGAAAAUCAAUCUGCUCCCCCCCCCCAAAAAAAAAAACUACAGCAGAAUCUGCUUUUAUUUAUUUAUUUAUUUUAUCUGAAAUGGAGUUUCCUUAUUUGACACCGGAUGGAUUGAUUUGACCAUUGGUGAUUAUUAGAAAUGAUAUUGUAUUUUUUGAUGGAUUUGAAUGAAAAUGAAAAAGUCUUUGGUGUAAUGGAAAUGAUGAUCAAUGUUUCACGAUGAUAAGUGAGUAGGAAGUCCAUCGUAAUGUUUACAUGAGACACCGCAAUCAAGACUUGUGCGCCGAGUCGGAAGACGAUGUCACCGAGAAUGCUAAUCCAGCGAGACUUGUUGGAGAAGCAGAAUAAAUCUGCCCAGAUGAGG